CUUUAACCACUUUUUAGAAUGUAAAUUCAUAUUAUACGAUAAAUUAAUUCCUAAAUAAUUGAUUUAUCUUAUAAUUUGACUUAUAAUAUUUUAGAAAUUAAAAAAAUUGUAUCUAGAUAUAAUUUAAAAAAAAAUAAUAAUUAGAAACGCGGUAUAAAAUAAAAAAAGAUAACUUAUAAAUGAAUCAAUCAUCUUGCUACAUAACAUGAAAACAAGCCUUGGUUAUUAUAAUUUAUACUAGUAUAAGAAUUACUAUUGUGAGGAUUAAAUCAUAAUUAUUGUUUAACAUAUAUAUUGUUAUAAUAUUUAUUAUAUUGUUUUAUAAUAUUAAAAUGCCUGCAACAACUUUACACAAAUUUACGACAUUCAUAGGAUUGAUAUCAAUAUUACAUACAGCAUAUUCAGCUGCUCAACAUCGUUCAUAUUUACGAAUAACAGAACAAGAAUUCAUUACUUUACCAAUUGAUAUUUUAAUACAAGGCAUUAUCAGUUUAUUUUUGGUUAUGUAUGGAGUUAUGUAUAUUGCUGGUGAUUUCAAAGAAAUUCGAGCAGUUGUAGAUUUAGAAAACAAAUCUUGGGAAACAUUAAGAAAUCUUCCUUCAUUUCAAAUAUUUAAUCAUCGUGGUAGAUCUUUAUCGCCUCAAUAUACACAAUAAAAUAUUUUUAUUAUUUAUUCGUAAAAUGGACAUAUAAUUAAUGUAAUUAUUUAAAAACAAAUACAUAUACAAAUAGCGCAUAGAAUUUUGUAAUUUAAUUUA
Molecule: messenger RNA, 758 nt
Organism: Apis laboriosa (Himalayan honeybee)
Lineage: Eukaryota; Metazoa; Arthropoda; Insecta; Hymenoptera; Apidae
Gene: EMC5
Product: ER membrane protein complex subunit 5
Exons: 3
Coding region: 333-656 (107 amino acids)
Cellular component (GO): Golgi apparatus; plasma membrane; EMC complex
Source: RefSeq, a predicted model, not a curated record